AUGUGGGUGUACGCGCUCGUGGGCGCGCUCCUCCUCCUGGGCAUUUGGAGAGCUCUGGGCACCCGGAGCCCCUCUUCCAACCCUUUCCGGGCAGAUUCCAGGCGGCCGCCCGCGCCUCUGGUGACCGACAAAGAUGCGCGCAGAAAGGUCCUCAAGCAAGGUAGCCACCGGCCAGCCCCAGCUAGCCAGCCCCGGCCGGCGUGGGGCGCUGCCAGGCUGGCAAAGGGAGCUGCUGGGUGGGGGGUCAAGUGGCGCGUGAACGAUGCCCAGUGGUGGCAGAGCGAAGGGAUCAAUGCAUUCCUAGGAAUGUUUACUGCGGAUUAAGGCGCUGUUCCGUGGGGCUCCCGGGCUGGCAAGAGAGCUCGGGGCUGCAGCCUUAAAAGAAGGUUUUCUUCUCCCUUUGUUGCUUCGCGCGCUGUUUAGUUCAGAGCUUAGCGAGCUGUCGAGCUUAGUAUAGAAGAUGGUUAUCUCGUUUUUGCUUGCCAAAGUCCCCAAAUCCUGCCUCUUUGGUAUUUUCAGUUUAAAAACAUGCAAUGGGAAAGAGCCACUUCUGUUGGAGACCCUGCCAAUCAAAGUUGCAGGUGCCAGUACUAGAUGGGAAAUAGGCUAACCUGCUACAAGGAAUCUUCUUUUUGUUGCCUUAGCACUGCAAGUUAUACAGUUUUUCACCAAGCAGCUUUCCGUGGUUCUCACCUCCCCAUUUUUAUCCUCGCAACAACUUCGUGAGGCAGGCUGCUGUUGAGAGACGGUGACUGGCCCAAGGUCACCCUCUUUAAAAACUAACUUGUUAAAAUCUUCCUGGUUUUGCUCUGUCUGCUAACACUUGUACCUCGGACUCAGUUGAGCCCUAAAUAAAUAGAACCCUGCUAGGUGGGAAUAAUUACAUUUCAGCUGUGUUAUGAAGGAGACUGCCUUAGAUAUUCCUUUCUUGACAAAAUGGUGAAUUUCAGGUUAGGAGCUUGCAAUAUGUAAUCGCAAAAAUAUGUAUCAAAUUUCACACUUGCAUUAGAGUCUUGUAAUAGAAAAUUGACAUUAUACUGAAUAUUGUAUAUUACAUAGAUGUAAAUAAAGUGAUUACUUUUCCAUCUAACGGAGGUUUAAUUCAGCCAGCAUUGAGCCCUUUGAAUGGAAGAGAGAGCUUUAGCCCUAUGCAAACUUUCCUGGGAGUUGAUACCAUUGAACACUGCGUAAGUAUGUAUGGGAUGCUGUUGUACAGCACAUGUUUAACUUUCCAGCUGGAAUCAGUGGGGUGUUAAAAUGCUUAGCUUCAAUUGGCUUGUCCCAUUGGAGUUUAGCUUGCUUUUGAGCAGGUCUUUUAUAGGCUGUUAACUGCAGCCCUCUUUCUCUGAUAACUUUUUAAUUUUGGCUGGAGAGCUUUCUGGUCUCCAUCAUUUUGCUAAAACUAGUCUUGUUGCUGUAGUGACAUUAUUAUUUUUUAAUGACAUUGAGACUGUAACUUGAAAUGCAGCCCCUGGUGUAAUUUGCCAAGACUGUAAGGGAGCUAAACAUGAUCUUGAGCAUAUUAUGUCUCUGGUAGCUUCCACAGUCAUUUCCUAGAACAUCGUUGCCUUCCAGUCAGGCGUCCAAUACAGCCAGCCCCUCUUCCCUCUGGCAAAAGUGUGAGUUGGAAAGAGGGAAGCAAAAGAGGGAAGCACAAAAAUAACCCACUUUGUGCAUUCCCCCAGCUUUGUGCAUUCGCCCUUGCAAGUCACAUUCCUGAUGGCUAUAUGUUUAGGGAACUUGAGGGCAGACCCUAUGAUAUACAAACAUAGACCUCCUUCACACAAGGGGGGGGGCUGAUUGAUAUAGCAUCAGUGGCAUAGCGUGUGUUGGCAGCACCCGGGGCAAGGCAAGGAUUGUGUGCCCCCUAACCUUUUUGCAGACAUCGCGCGGAAGGCAACAGGUGAAUUUCGAAGCAUCCUUGUGGUGCCCCUCAUGGAGGUCACUGCGUUCGCCCUCUCAGCUAAGCUAAGCGAGCUCCCAGCGGGAGCGGCGACUGGCUUUCCUUGGUGGGGUUGGUGGUGUCCCAGCAGUGCUGGAGCCACAGCCACAGCUGGCCUAGGAGGAGGGUGGUAGAGAGCAGGCUGAGGCACCAAGCGCAGUCCUUCCCUGGCUGCCUCACCUUGGCUGUGCAGCACAAGGCUGGCUGCUGGCAGGUCCCAGGCAAGUGGGUGGUUCUCCUCUCCUCUCUUUUCUCCUGCCAUGGGGCAUGCACCUUGCUCAAAGACACACACCAGGAGGGAGGCCCCAGGGAAGGACCAGCGCAGGCCAGGAAAAGUCUGGGCUCCAGCUGGCAGGAGUUCCACCCAGGGGCAGGCAUCUGUUUGCCGGCCGUGAGGAGAAGGAGGUACCGCCACAGCCACAAAGAUACAGCCCAGACUCUGCUCACCUCCCCAUGGCUCCAGAAGAUGUCAGCCAUGCAGCCUUGAUAAGGGAGCCUGUCAUGGGGGUACCUAAGAAUUCUGUGCCUGGUGCCACGGCCCCCCAUGCCCCCACGCUACGCCACUGCUUAGGAUUGCCCCUCACAUGAAGGAGGUGUACAUUGUCUUUACAUUUAGACACAUGCAGGGACCCAUCUCAUGUUUGCCCAACACCACUGCCAGCAGGGGUAUGUGUGUGUGCCUGGCAACUGCAUGAGCAGCGGGGUAAGGCUACCCUGCACAGAACCCUCUUAUGACUGGGUUGAACACAUGAGGGAGAACACACAGGUACCCCGCCCAGUAUCCAUAAGUACAGUGGAGAAAAUCAGAUUGGAUUCAUUUCAUUUCCUUUGAAUAUUAACAAAACACAGGUACUUCAUCUCUUCUGUUCUUUAAUGCGUUUGUUGGAUUGGAGAGCUGAACAUACUAGGGAUUCUAUUAAGGAGACAUAAGGAUUUCAGUUCUUAUAGUAAUGGAUUUUCUUGAUGGACUUUGAACAAUAUGCUAGAUCAGCCCCGCUACAAAAUGAUGCUGAUCUACCUUGCUGCGAAGGCAAAUGGGAUAACAUCGUAAGACCGGCACGUCCAACAGGUAGAUCGUGAUCAAACGGUAGAUCACUGGACAUCUGUGGUAGAUCACUGGUAGAUUACUGGCUCCCCCCCCCCCAAAGAAGCUCAACAAGUAUGGAGGGGUAGAUCACUGCCAGUUUUUAACUCUGAGUAGACCACAGUCUCUUGGGAGCUGGCCACGCCUAUCGUAAGACAAUUGAUGUGCUAUAAGAUUUGGUGAAUAAUAGAAGCCAAGUCUACCAUUUCAUCUGCCAUGUGGGGGGGUAGUUGACCCUUUAUUUAAAGGUGGGUUUAGAACCUUCUUCUAUGGAGUGUUAUCAAUAUAGUGGUACCUUGGCUCUUGAACUUAAUCCAUUCCAGAAGUCCAUUUGUUCAAAAACCAAGGCAUGGCUUCUGAUUGGCUGCAGGAGCUUCCUGCACUCACGCAGAAGCCAUGUUGGGCAUUCGGCUUCCAAAAAAUGUUCAAAAACCAGAACGCUUACCUCCGAGUUUUGGGCGUUCGGGAGCCAAUUUGUUCGUCAACUAAUCUGUUCGAGAACCAAGGUAUGACUGUGCAUGUUCUUUAGUCUGCAUUCUGUCCAUCCUCAUCUGAAUGUUUUAGAACCCUGCUCAAGGAAAUCUCCUACCAGCUGUCCCCUAAAGCUGGCUAUACCACCUUUAUGACAAUGGCUGCAAAAUUCUUUGCCAAAGAGCGGCCUGGCCACCAUUCUAGUCUGGGAAGAAUGAGGAAGGAAAACCCUUCAUUUGGUAAAAUGUGAUUGAAUUAACUUCACCUAGUGCCUUGGAAAAUAGACCAGGUUGCACUGCAGGUAGUUGUCACUCCCUGCUUCAUUUCAGCUGUUCCUCCAGAUUAAAUGCAAACCCCCAUUUAUCCAACAAAACGUGUAUAACCAUUUGAUUGUAAGAGAACCUUUAAACAGAUUACAAAAAAAUUGAAAUUCUCAAAAAAACCCAAAGAUCAGGAAUUUGAAAACAUUCAAAAGUUGAUUAAAAUCAACAGUGUCUGAAAAGAGAAUAAAGCACAGGUAACUUCUACAUGCUCCGAUAGGCUUGCCUAAACAAAAAAAUGUUUUAAACAGGUACCAAAAAUAAUACAGCUAAGGUUUCUGCCGGAUGUCAAUAGGGAAGGAGUUCCAAAGUGUUGGUGCUGCCCCUUUAAAAGACUGGUUUCUUAUAGGUGGAGAAUGAAUAUUAUGUGGCAGUGGCAGCAGUGCCAGUUCUACAGAUCAAUAUAUUUUAUUUAACUAAAGUUUUAUAUGGCUCAGACAGUUGUAAAGAGAAUGCCACUAGAAACCCUCAAGAGAGUGUCUAAAGGCUGAUCCAUAUGCAACUAUAUGCGGCAGCUAGACAGGUGACUGGGAGUGGCCUCCAGGACCAUAUAACACCGGUCCUGAGAGAUCUAAAUUGGCUCCCAGUACAUUUCUGAGCACAAUUUGUUGGUGCUGACCUUUAAAGCCUGAAACAGCCUCAGUCCAGUAUACUUGAAGGAGUGUCUCCACCCCCAUCGUUCAUCACUGAGGUCCAGCGCCGAGGGCCUUCUGGCGGUUCCCUCCCUGCGAGAAGUGAGGUUACAGGGAACCAGGCAGAGGGCCUUCUCGGUAGUGGCGCCCACCCUGUGGAAGAUGUCAAGGAAAUAAGCAACUAUCCUACUUUUAAAAGACAUCUGAAGGCAUCUGUUUAGGGAAGUUUGUCAUGUUUAAUGCUGUAUUGUGUUUUUAAUAUUCGAUUAGGAGCCGCCCAGAGUGGCUGGGGAAACUCAACCAGAUGGGUGGGGUAUAAAUAAUAAAUCAAUAUUAUUAUUAUAAUUAUUAUUAUUACACUAAAUUUUGGGUGUCCCAGUGCCAAUCAGGACCCUGGCAUGGGGGGCAAAGGAUUCAGCCCCAACUGCAGUGCCAAACAAGAUCAACUGAAUUUCCGCUAUUGCAUUGGGAAGGAAACUCCCAUUGGAAUGAAUGGAAGUGGGGUUGUUGUUGUUGUUUGCCUUGUGAAAAUAGAACACACAGGGAAUCUGAGGCUGCAGCAGAGCAAAGGGCUAAAUCCUCCUCCCCAUACCAGGGUAUCAAUUUGGGGGGCUGUACCUGCAGUUCAUUCACACAAUUCCAUGAAUGGCAUUUCAUCUUGUUUGAUCCUAACUUGCCAACAGUGAGGGGGUCUACUUAUCAAAAUGAACUAGACUUGGGCAAGGGCGCUAGAGUGCUCAGAUGUGUAUGCACAAUUCAGUUGCACAACACAGAAUUCCCAGUGGGUUGUACCCCUGAUAUAUAUCUGUCCUAAGCUACAAAUAGUUACCUCCAAACACAUCUGAUAAAAUAACACUUCUGUGUCUCCACACACCGAAAUUCCAUCAUUUAUACUAAGCAAAUUGCAGUUGCUGGUAGCUGGGGUGCAUGUAUGUGUUUGUGUGGUGGUGGUGGUGGUGGUGGUGUGUGUGUAUCUCAAUCUUCUCCGUUGUGGCGGAUCUGAGAGUUCCUACACACAAUCUAAUUUUGGCUGUGAUGUAGCAAAUUAGGAUAACCAGCAGGAAGAUGUGAGUGGGAGAGGUAGGUCGAGGAUUAUAGCAACAGGAUUACUUUGGAGGUUGGGGGGUCAGGGAGAGUGGUGUGGGAACAGAGCAGGGAUAAUACAUGCCAGAUUAUGUGGCUUUUACAUUCUUAUGCUAUAGCCUAAUAGCUAGCCCGGCUACAUGAUACUCAUGUCUUCUGUCCCCGUCUCCCAGUCUUUUCCAGGGACAAGGUUCCUGAUGGCCUGGAUGCUGUCGUCAUUGGAAGCGGCUAUGGGGGCCUGGCGGCGGCCGUGAUGCUCUCUAAAGCUGGGAAGCGCGUGCUGGUCUUGGAGCAGCAUGGGAAGGCAGGGGGCUGCUGCCAUACCUUCAAUGAGAAAGGUUUCGAGUUUGACGUAGGUAAGGUGACCCGCACAAUCAGGGAGUGGGCCUGAGCAGUUACAACUACAUACAUGCAGUGGUGGAGCAAACCGAUCGGGCGCCUGGGGCGGCGCGUGUGUCCUGCACCCAGGGUGGGGCCAGCUGCCCACGGGGACACCGUGGGGCCUCCAAGGAGUCUGCCUUCCUCCUCCAACUCAGUCGCCCUACAGCUGAGGGGGAGGCAAUGGGCAGACUGUUUGGGGCAGCGCGGAGCCUGCGGGCACCCAAGCCACCGCGUCACUCCCAGGAGAGACGUGUGGCUUGGACGAGCUGCAGGCCCCAUGGUGAGUGCCGCCCAGCAUUUUGUCACCCCCCCCCCAGUGGUGACACCCGGGACGGACCUCCCCCACUGCACCCCCUUGCUACGCCCCUGCAUACAUGUAGGGAUGUUGGAGAACUCUCGCAGAAAUUGCCAGUGUUGGCUUCUUCAUUCCAGAAAGGAAUUGAUUCCAGCAAAUACCAUCUGCUGCAGUUUGACUCCUGACAAAACUACAUUUCUCUCGCUGUCUGCUACACAUGGACACAAUUAUGUCAUCACUACAUUGUCCCCCAUCCUUCAUUUAUUCUUCAUAUUCCAAGAUGGCAGCGCGUUCAUACGCUGCGGUUCUGAGAUCCUAAUACUUCACCUACUCACACACAAAACUGGUGAUGAUUCACACCCUGGCCGGCACUUUCUUGAUCUCUUGCCCUCAGGCAGAAGAUAUAGAAGCAUGAUUAGUCACACCAACAGGGUAAAAAAACAGCUUCUAUCCAUGGGCUGUUAGGCUGCUGAAUGAAAAGCUAACCACAGGGCAACUGACUUUCGGGUUUGGUGGGUGUGCGUCAGUAAACAAGGGGAAUUAAGACUAAGAGAGCUGAGAGGGGGGUGCCCGUGUAAUCUCACUGUAUACAAGUUGUACAAUUGACAAUAAAGUAUUUCAAUUUAAAUGCAAAGGAAGCAGAAUGCAAAUUACCAGGGCGGAGUCAUCAAUUAUGCUGUGUUGUGUAUCAUUUGUGGACUGAAAUCAGUUGCUUGUUCCACCACCCACCCGACUCCCCAAGCAGGCCAACUCUGAAAGAUGCACAGCACACACAUGCACCCCAGUUCUAAAAUUUAGGACCUAAUCUCUUUCGUUAUCACUUUUCCAUUAUGACACUUGACCUGUUGCCUUCCAGGAAUCCAUUACAUCGGGCAGAUGCAGGAGAACUCUAUCCUACGUGUGAUGAUUGAUCAACUCACGGAUGGGCAGCUCCAAUGGGCUCAGAUGGACUCUCCCUUUGAUACCAUCAUCCUGGGAGAUCUUGACAGCUGCAAGAAGUAUUACCUGUACAGUGGGGAGAAGGAAUAUGUCAAAGGCCUAAAGAAGCAAUUUCCUGGCGAAGAAGCUAAUAUUGACAGAUUUGUGACGCUUGUCAAGGUAAUCAUUUUUUUCAUUGCGCCUUGGUGAAAGACCUUUGAUUUUUUAUUAUGGCUGCAAAGUCUUAAACCCAUUUGUUAGAUUAACUGAUAUUUUUGACACUUUUGAAAUGCAAUCUAGAAUGCAAUCUAGCCUUGAAGUAAGCUCAACAUAUUAAGCAACUAAAACAUAUAAGGUCAGCUUAAAUUUCUUCAACAGCACUGCAGCCUUAUAUUUUUAUUGUGGGUGCUGUAGUCUGUGUGAAAUUUGAGGACAUAUUCUGGGAGGGUCAUCACAAAAUGACCGUCGGGGAGUAUGGCCUAUCACAGAGAACAAGUUAUGUGACAGAGAAUAUUUGGUUUCAAAUACCUUCUUGACUGGGAUGGUCCCGGGACAGUGCUGAAGUCAGUUUUGCUUUCUCAGCUGAAUCUACCUCACAAAAUGUGUAAUUUUAAAUAACACAUAUAUUUACUGAGGUUAUCAAAAGAGCUGCAGCAAAAAAGGAAGCAGCCUUGGACCCAACGUAGAGGCUUCUAAAUCCUGGAGCACUAAUAAUAAUAAUAAUAAUAAUAAUAAUAAUAAUAAUUUACUACUUGUACCACACCCAUCCCUAAGUUGGCUGGUUCUGAAUAUCCACCGUGCUUUCUGAACAAAGGAAGUUCCCUUCUUGGUCCCUCUAGUCAAGUAUCAAAUAUUCCGUCUAACAGCAGCUCUCCAGGAUCUUGGGGGCGGGGGUCAGUCUUUCCAACCACUUGCUAACUGAUCCACUUGCUAGCUGCAUAGCAUGUGCUCUUUCUCUCAGCCGUGGCUGUGCUUCUGUUUUGCCGGUUGCUCUACAUCCACUUCUAUCUUCCUAGCGAAUGCCGAAGUCCUCAGUUCUUGUGCUUGUAACUGCUGAGGUCUCGUGCUGCGUCUUUCAGGUGUGCAUUAAACGUCAUCUCUUUUCUCUCUUCCCACCUCUCCGCCCUGCUUUCCCGCCCUCCCACAGAGAGUCGCCAAAGGGAGCGCCCACAUGGCAAUUCUGAAAAUGCUCCCGAUGCCCUUGGUCUGGUUUCUGCACUGCACCGGCUUGCUGGCUUUGAUCUCCCCUUUCUUUAGGAUGAUAUCCAAAACUCUGUCGGAGGUGACGGCUGAGUUCACGACAAAUGCAGACCUGAGAGCGGUGUUCACUUAUAUCUUCCCUACCUAUGGUAGGUGAUGCGGUCCCCUGCUGCCUCAAAGGCAUGUGCAUCGUAAAUUAAUCAUAUGAAAGCGCAAUCCCUUUGCCCCUUUUAAGGGGGCUGAAACUUGUAACUGUGGGUGGAACUAGACAAUGCAAAGUACCGUAUAUCAACGUGGCUGCCAUUGAAAGUGGUGGUCCAUAGUCUCUUCUUACCCUGGUAUAAUUCAGUAAAUAUCAAAAGUGAGACAUGUCAUUGUGUUGAAUUUCCCUGUGCCUACGAGUGGCCACAAAUGAAGUGUGAUAGAAGUGGAGAAGCUCAGCAGGGUAGCAUCCUGUUUUUAAUUUUUCUUUUCACACUGAAAGCUGAGGGCAAGUGUUGGGUCAGGUGUUAGUUGAAACCAGGUUUUCUUGUUCCAUAGAAACCAGGAACUGUUUUAAUCUCUGCUUAGUCAGACUAUCCAUUUUCUAUAGGAGCCUUUUGAAAUGUGAGUGUAUUUCAAAAAUAUAUAUAUAUAUAUAUAUAUAUAUACAUAUAUAUAUAUAUAUGCAGCAAGUGGUUAGCAAGCUGAUGAGGGAGCGGGAGACAGGUAAACAUGUUGGAUCAAUGCUCUUCGUCAGCUUAAUAAACUGGCUUCAUAUAUCUGAACCACCCCUAGAACAGAAUGUGCCAGAAAACUUCAGCAAAAGAAAUAAAAUCCUAGGCAAACCCUGGCUGGCCUGAGAGUGGCAUCAGAAUAGGUACCAGGUGAGCCUCCUUAGGACCACAAUCAAAAAAGCCUCCAUCCUGUUCCCAUUUGCCUAACUUCAGAUGAUAGGAGGGGGCAGAGGAGAGCCUCAUGGGGUGAAUGUAAUGUUUGGGAAGGAAGUAAAAAAUAUCCUCUAGGAAAUAAAACAGAGGCAGCUCUUAUGCAGAUACCCCCAGCCCUAAGGCCACAAAUGACUAUCUUUGAUUAGACAUGGCAUUAUAUAUUUCGUGGUGCACUGUGAGCUAAUAUUUUAAUGGACUUAAUUUCCAAGCUGACUUACAUGGAGUGUGUAGACUUGGACCAUUCCUGUGUAGACCUUGCUUGGAUAGGACUUCAAGAGGGUGGGGGAGCCUAAACCACAAUUACGAUUUCAGCUUCCUAAUUUAAUAAUCCUUGUUCUGUGUCUUGCAGGAGUCAUUCCGGAGAAGUCAAGCUUCCCUUUGCACGCCAUCCUUGUCGAUCAUUUCUUGGAAGGUGCCUGGUACCCUCAGGGAGGUUCCAGUGAAAUCGCAUUUCACUCCAUCCCCAUCAUUGAACGCGCCGGAGGGGCUGUCCUCACCAAAGCACCUGUGCAGAGCAUCUUGGUGAACUCGCAAGGAAAAGCCUGCGGUGAGCACUUUCUCAGAGCUGAUUUAGUAUAGCAGCUGAGAGUCUGGAUUUCAGAUUCCAUCCUGGUCCCAGUGUAACAGGGGAGAGGAACUUGUGGCCCUCCUGAUGGUGCUGGACUCCAGCUCCCAUCAGCCCCAGCCAGCGUGGCUCAUGGUCAGAGGGGAUGGGAGCUGUAGUCUAACAAAUAUAUGGAAACCACAGGUUUCCGUGCAUUAUCGUUUCUGCCAUGAACUCACCUGGCUAACUCAGGUAACCUUUGCCACAUCUCCCCUUCCCCACCAGCAACAUGAGGACAAUACUGAUCUGUAUUAGAGGAUUGCUGUGUGGAUUAUAGCAAGAGGAUCCUUAAGCAUCCCAUGUAGCCCAAGGAAUUGCUGCAUGGAUGGGGAAGAAAUGGGAAGCCACAGGGCUUAUGUGCAACCCCUUGAUCACGUUGCUUUAAUUUCUAAACCGAGAGAUUCUGGGGCUCUUACCCUUAUUUGCUUUUCCAUGCAAGAGCCCCCUGUUGUAGGAAGCUGCUUUACUGGUCCAUCAAGCUCAGGAUUGGCUACAUCAGGAGAGAGGACCACAGGCCUGGGGGCCUGUUCACCCCCUUGAGGGUUUUUUGUCCAGCAGCUAAUGCAUGCCUGGAUGGAGGGUGCUGUGGUUGUAAAGACUGCGGAGAGAAUAAUUGGGUGCACUCUUUCCACCUUGGAUCAAAUCUAUGCUUCCAGGUGCCAUAAGAAAGCUGCAGAGAUAGCGCAGGAUAGUGCGCACCCUGAAAUGAUCUCUUUCAGCUUCUACCUUCUGAAAGAAGGUACAGGGUUAUAAAGACUAGGACUAGCCACCUGAGAAACAGUUUCUAUUCAAAUGCGAUUUUGGUUUUAAACGCAGUGUAAGGUAGUCUCUAUGGGAGUAUAUUGUAUUUAAUUGUGGGGUAUCAGAGUUUUUAGGGGGCUAACCCGGCUGGGAUAGCUGGGAUAGCAGACUUGUUGGUUUCUGAAUGUCUGAUGUAGAUUUUCAAUUUCGUUGUUCUGUAUGGGACAAUGACAAUAAAGAUUAUUGUAUCUUAUCGUAACCACUGAGCCUCUUGGGCUUGUCGAUCAGAAGGUCAGCGGUUUGAAUCCCCGUGACGGGGUGAGCUCCCGUUGCUCUGUCCCAGCUCCUGUCAACCUAGCAGUUCAAAAGCAAGCCAGUGCAAGUAGAUAAAUAGGUACCACUGUGGUGGGAAGGUAAACAGCAUUUCUGUGCACUCUGGUUUCCGUAACGGUGUUCCAUUGCGCCAGAAGCGGUUUAGUCAUGCUGGCCACAUGGCCCAGAAAGCUGUCAGUGGGCAAACGCCGGCUCCCUCGGCCCGAAAGCGAGAGGAGUGCCACAACCCCAUUGUCGCCUUUGACUGGACCUAACCGUCCAGGGCUCCUUUACCUUUUUACCUUAUUUAGGAGUGUUUAUGUGUAGAAGCUAGUCUACUGUACAAAGGCCAAGUUCACUUCUGUAGCUCUGUCUACUCCUUCCUUGGGCCCUGUCUACCAUUGGUAUGUACCUCUCAGGAGACUGGCCAGAAGGGAAUGCAACCCUUGGGUUGAAAAUAGUUCUCUAUUCCUACAUUGGUUGGCUGCAGCUCUCUUGGCUUAAGGUAUUGGCCUGGUUUGAAUGUGGUCGUAAACCAUGGUUCAUGGCUUACUAUGAAGAAGCAUGUCACUCAGCCACUCCCUCUCUGCUUUGCCCCUAGAACAAGCAGAAGUAGCAAGCCAUGAAGCUUGUUGUGACGUCUGAAUGUUAGAUCACAUUUGCUUUCUCCCAAAGCAGACCACAAUCUGGAGGCCAAGAACACACCUGGGCUUCUAAUUGCGAUUUGUUCCACAGUCAGCAGGCGGACCAUGGUUUACUGUGGCAUCUGCAUGAGACCAUCAUGUAUAAGGACUGAAAUAGGAACUUUCCCUUAUUUUCUGAGCUCGGCUGCUGGGUGUGGAAAGAGAAGCUGAAAUAUACUCGGAGUCGAGUGUGGAUUUCAUGCUCUUUAUUCAGCUCAUAGUAGUGAGGAAUGGAAGUUCCCCUGAAAUGUCUGCUUUAUAUACAUUAUUUACACAAUGGGCCCUGCGUGAUUGGCCAGUUCUGGGAUUCUCCUGUAGGCCAAUCAAGUUGUGGAUUCACUUCCACCUGGAGUUGGAUUGGGUGGCUGCUGCGGACCAAUCAGACUGCUGUAUUCUGGAUCCUAUUGUUCUAGGACCAAUCAGACUGCUGCAAUUUGGAACCUAUUCAACUCAGUACAUAACAUAAGCCUUUAAAGAAGGAAUCUCCGCAUGCUCUUGCUUUCAGCGCAUUUUCCAGGAUGCAUUUAACUUGCAAAAAUUAACAUCACUCUGCCAUUUGUCUUGCCUGAAAUUUAGCUAUGUCAGUGAGUCUCUUGUGAAGGACAGGGAAAGAGAGGAGACGCUUGUACCUUCAUGUGAACCAAGGCAAUAAACAAUCCUACCAAAGCUCUUCCCACCCACAUUAAACUUCAUUGAAGGUGUUUAAGCUGCUUACAUGCUUAAACCCUCCCUCUUAAUUUCACUGAGCCUCUUUUGCCAGUUCAAGGAUUGCCUGUAAUAUUGAUCACCCUCCCCAACCUUUCUUCCUCAGACUAUCUGCAAAAUGAGGAUUGCAAAAUGCAAGGUUGCUGUAAAAACUAACAGAAAGCCUUGGAAUUUGCAGGUGCCACCAAAAAGAAACAUUAAAAACAAAAACGAAACCUCACCUCCGUACCAGCUUCCAGCUAUGAAUUGUCAUUGGUUGAAUCUUCUCUGUGAUCAGCAGGAAAGGAUUUCUCCCUGCUCUUUGAUUAGAGCAAUCCAAAAGAAACUUUACCCGGUCUGAACACAUUUUGGUCUUAUUUUCAGGUGUAAGCGUAAAGAAAGGUCAAGAUCUUGUUAACAUCUAUGCUCCUGUUGUGAUUUCUGAUGCUGGCAUCUUUAACACCUAUGAGCAGCUCCUGCCAAAGGAAUUGCGGGCUUUACCAGGUAAGAGGACACAGGACAAUUUGUGCUUCCACUGUGUAGGUGUAUGGUGGGUUUGUAGCCAUGGGGGGGCGCAGAUUUUAGUACUGGGAACACAAAGGUUUCAUGCUAGAGCUCUCUCAUUCGCACACAGUCAGGGCCAGAUUUAGGUUUGAUGAGGCCCUAAGCUACUAGAGGUAAUAGUAACUUUAUAUGUCCAGCUGUCCUUUGUCAACAACAAAUUGCUGCUGUUUUUUGUGUUGAAUAUAUGCUAUACGGUAAUUUAUGGACCUAAUAGGUAUCUAAAGCCAUUUGCACAUAACAAAAUAUGUAUUCUAUCAAAGUAAUUGUUGAACUGAAAUACAAUUAAGAAGCAUAUUAAUAGCGAAAUAAUUAUUAAGCUCUAACUGUAUGUAGGUUUUAUUUUAUUUAUUGUUUAUCUUAUAUUUUGGAAAUGUACAUCCAGUUGUUGUUUUUCCUUUAAUUUUUUGGGGGGCCCCAAAAGAGUGGGGCCCUAAGCUAUAGCUUGUUUAGCUUAUACGUAAAUCCGGCACUGCACACAGUCCUGCUAUUCCAUGAUUAUAGCACCAGAAACUAUACAGGCACUCGUUGUUUUUUGUGGAGGUUCCCUCCACGCUCAUUGGUGGAGCGGGGCAUAAGCCCGUUCUGCCCCAUCCCAUUCCAUCCCUUUUCAUGCUGUGUUUAUGACAUUUUGGGGCUACUUUCUGGUUCUGUACCAUGUGAAUGUGCAUGAUUGCGCGUCAUUCAGGUGGACCUAAAUCGGGAGUUGCCUGUAGUGCACCUUCGUAAAUUUCUUUUCUUUUCUUUUCUUUUCUUUUCUUUUCUUUUCUUUUCUUUUCUUUUCUUAAGAGGUACACGUUUUAAAGAUGUAAGUGAUCAACAUAUACAAAGCCUUUAGGUAAUACUGCCCUGUGAUUCAACUGUUUAGAGUCUAUGACGUUUUCAGUACUCUGAAUAUAGCGCAGCUGGUAAACAUUUCUUUCCCAGAGUUUUCUUGUGUCAGAUGCACCUUUUGCAGCUAUACAGAUGGCAAUGUAGUAGAUUCUUUUUUUUCUUUCUUUUAUUGUAUUAGACAUAAUCAAAAAUGAAAACUCCAUCCUACACACCUCACCCUCCAAGCACAAUGCCAUUCAAACAUGCAAUGAUUUCUCAUUUACACAAAACUAUCUUUCCAUAAGGGACGCGGGUGGCGCUGUGGGUUAAACCACAGAGCCUAGGACUUGCCAAUCAGAAGGUUGGCGGUUCGAAUCCCCGCAACGGGGUGAGCUCCCGUUGCUCGGUCCCUGCUCCUGCCAACCUAGCAGUUUGAAAGCAUGUCAAAGUGCAAGUAGAUAAAUAGGUACCACUCCAGCGGGAAGGUAAACACGUUUCCGUGCGCUGCUCUGGUUCGCCAGAAGCGGCUUAGUCAUGCUGGCCACAUGACCCGGAAGCUGUACGCCGGCUCCCUCAGCUAAUAAAGCAAGAUGAGCGCCACAGUCCCAGAAUCGGCCACGACUGGACCUCAUGGUCAGGGGUCCCUUUACCUUUACCUAUCUUUCCAUAUGUCUGUGUGAUGUAGGUUCUUUUUUUUUGAAAGCAGAGAUGUGGAAGCCCUGCAAGUGUCGUUCAGGGAUGGUGGGAGUUGUAGUCCAACAACAUCUGGAGGGCCACAAGUUCUCCACUCUUCUUCUAAAGCAGAGGAGGAGUUCCAAUAAGGAUCUUAUUACCAAAGGGCAUGUAAGGUGGGAAAUCGUUUUGAUUUCCUAAGCUAUGAUGGAACUCAGUGGAAAGUCUGUGGGAGAAGCAUGUUUGGCCUUCCUUCCCCGUCCUCCUCCAACACCACCACUAAGGGAGAGGAAAUGCAGGUGGCUGUAAUGUGGAUUGUGUGAAUAUAUUAUACAUCAAAAUCUGAGCACCCCACUGCUACUCUAAAAAGAAUCUUUAAGCUGGGAGAUUGGAUCAGAGGAAUUUCUAUACUACAGUUUUAUUGGAACGGGAGCGCAACAAGCUCCUAAUCACACUUGAUAUUUUACUUACUUACUUAGCCUUAUUAGCUACAAGAUUGUGGAAGAUCUUACUUUAGUCUGCUAUGACUCCUAAGCUCCUCUUUUGUACAUUCCUCGGUACAUAUAUUUUUUGGCCUGUAUUCCUUUAUCCUGAAUUCUAUUCUCUCAAUAAUUAAAUGCUUGUUUGUACUAAAAAAUGUUUGUGUGGCUAGCUUAAACCAAGCCUUCAGUGCAAACAGCAUUUCCGUAUGCUCUGGUUUCCAUAACGGUGUUCCGUUGUGCCAGAAGUGGUUUAGUCCUGCUGGCCACGUGACCCGGAAAGCUGUCUGUGGACAAACGCCGGCUCCCUUGGCGUGAAAGCAGAGAUGAGAGCCGCACCCCAUAGUCACCUUUGACUGGACUUAACCAUCCAGGGGUCCUUUACCUUUCCCUUUCCCCCAGUGCUUUCCAUUGUGGAAGAGGGUGAUGGAAAGGCUGAAUAGGGCAGGCAGCUUGAAAAACAAGACUUGCUGUGUUUUUGGUUUACCACUUGUGGUUUGUUUGAGUGGUAAACCAUGACAAAUCAAGCUAUGCAUGUGUAUAGAGUCCUGGAAGAUUCCUGGAAAACUGUCCAGAGGUCCUUUCAGUGCAAUCCAGACCAGUCUUCAGACCUAGCUGUGUCUUAGCCAAUUUUGUGCUGUUUUUGCCUACGACAAAUUUUGCUCGGAUAUGUUCUGUUCCAUUAUUUCCUCCUUUUUAGUUAUCCAUCCACAGCAUUGAAACAGGGAUGUUUUUCCAUGUUGAUACAGCUAGAACACAUAGGUCCUACAACUUUCACCUGAUAGUGCCUAAACUGAAAUGGUUAUACCAACCUCCUGGAAUUCUCUGCAGGUUCUGGGAUCUACUGCAUAUAUAACAUUUGGCUCUUCAAUAGCUAACAUUUUGCCACCUCUGUAAGACCUUGGUCUAAUUCGGAUACAGUGUGUUCCCUGGGUUGCUCCACCUAGUCUGCUUUGCAGGGCUGUGUGUGUAUUCUGUCACCAAAAGUAUCCAAAAUGCCUAAUAUAUAGCUGAAGACCAUAAAAGAUGCAGUAAUAAAAUGACCAAGCUAUUGCAAGUUGGAAUGAAAUGGCAGUAUAGGGUUCAUCUAAAAGACUUCACAGGCCUCCCUUUCCAAGUGCUUGACAAAAUUUUAAACACUGUGGGUUUUAAAAGAUUUCAUUUUCCCAAAUUUAUAUAUCACUUACUAGAACAAAAGGCUUCUGAGUGGUUUAAGAGAGUCAUUAAAUAUUCCAACAACAAAAAAAACCCAAAACAUAUACAGUGGUACCUCAGGUUAAGAACUUAAUUCGUUCCGGAACUCUGUUCUUAACCUGAAACUGUCCUUAACCUGAGGUACCACUUUAGCUAAUGGGGCUUCCCGCUGUCACCGCACUGCCAGAGCACGAUUUCUGUUCUCAUCCUGAAGCAAAGUUCUUAACCCGAGGUACUAUUUCUGGGUUAGCGGAGUCUGUAACCUGAAGCGUAUGUAACCUGAAGCGUCUGUAACCUGAGGUACCACUGUAUAGUAAUUACGAAACAUUUCUACUUACUGAAACUAUGUACAUGCUAAAAUUACAUGCCUAACCAGCUUGCUGAAACAAAAAUGGUUUUAGCAGGCUCCUUAUAACUUGUUACUAAAAGAAGAGCAUAUGUAGGGAGGGAAUUGCAUACGCUGGGCACUGCUUACCCCUUUUCUAAAACAUUUAGGGACCUAUACUUGAUCAAAAGGGCUACCUCUUACAGCUGAGCUGUAUCUAAAGAUGCCUGACUCUGGGUGUCCCUACCUUCUGAGGUAAGGUGGGUGGCUACUAAUUAAUUUAACAUCAAAUUGCAAAUAGUUCAACCUUCAGAGUUGUGACCCUCCACUAUGGAACUUGCUGACUUUCUAAAGAACGGUUUUUCAUUUGCUGCAAAUGGCAUUACUGUCAGUAUUUAACAAACAAAAUACACAUUUACUUCAGGGGGGGAAACCCCCUACUGAUAUUCCUGUUGACUGCAGUUCAACAGGUGAUUGCCAGGAACCCGGAACCCUGUAAAAGAAAAUAAACCGCAAAAAUUGUACAAAGGAGUACUAGAAUGUUUUGCCGUGGUGCGCCAAAUUUUUCCUAAGCUUCCCCCCCCCCCCGUUAUCUUCUGAUUUUAACUGUUUUAAUCUGCUGCUGUUCAGAACUGUGUUGCACCCUUUAAAAAAAAAAUAGUAUGUUUUAACUGAAAAGUGGGACAGAAGUUCUAGAAUGCCAUGUUCCUGAUUGCCAUCUGGUCCCCACUAUUAGAGGUCAAAGGAUUCAAAUUAUGGGGCCAAUUCAUAAGGGAUAAAGAUGUGGUAAACAUGAGAUGAAUUUAUGCAUUGGCUUUAAUAGGAUUCAACUUUUCCAAGACUUCCUUUCAGCUCUAAUAAUACUACGUGUGGUUUUUCUUUCAAAACGGCCUGUCCUCUGUUUCACUAGCACAAUCCUUCUAAAUCUCAUGGGAGUUUUUCAGACUACCAGUAUGCCCUGGAAGGAUCAAAUUGUAAGCAAAUUUUAAUAGCUUUGAAAGAAAGCUCACGUGUUGCUCCUAAGGCUCUUGAUAUAAACACAGUGUUGAAUAGAAAGAUUUCCUUUAACAAAUGAGCCUGAGUGAAAGGGGGAAAGGCGGCCAAGUACUUAACAUGAGCUGUACAAUGUUGGGUAGCGCAGAGUACUGUAUAUAAAAGUUACAGGUAGAGCUUCAGGUUUUUAAGUAAUCGAAAGUGGGGCAGGCAGAAAGCUGCAGCCCAAACCCAGGAUGGCUUACAAUAAGCUUACAAUUGACACAUGAGGAAAAAGUGAUGGGGACGGAAGAGGGGGGAGAGCAAGUCGAGGCACCGGUUCUUAUAAUGACCAGCCAGUUCAGGAAGCCUGAUGGAAUAGCUCCUACUAGGUAAAAGUUCAUGGAAGACCAAAGGUCUUUUCCCACCUAAAUUAAGCUGUUAAAAUGAGGGACAUUAAUCAAGAAUGGACCUUUGUGUGACAGGACCAUUAAUCUAAAGAACCCCCAAGAAACCUAUGCCACACCAGAAAACACUGGGUACUAAAGACAGUGAUACCUCGGGAUGUGAACGGGAUCCGUUCCGGAGCCCCGUUCGCAUCCUGAAGUGAAUGCAACCCGCGUUCACACGUCUGCGCAUGCACGGGUCGUGUUUCGCCGCUUCUGCGCCUGCGUGUGACGUCAUUUUGACCGUCUUCGCAUGCGCACACGGCGAAACCUUAAAGUAACGUGCUCUGUUACUUCUGGGUCACCGCUGAGUGCAACCUGAAAAUACUUAACUUGAAACACAUUUAUCCCAAUGUAUGAUAUUAUACCACAAGCUUCCUGAGCAUUUCAUAGAUGGUCUGUUAUGGUAGAUAUUUUACAGGCAAUCAAUAGAUGUAGUACUACAAAACUCAAAAGUGUCAAAGUCAAAUACAUGCUUGGGUGACAGCCAAUGUUGUCAUGCUUAGAGCAGUCCUACAGAUGUCAGUGAACUUCAGUUAUUCCAUUAAUGUUAAUGGUCAUCUGUGAGAACGACUUAAUUAGAAUGCCCUUUGUAUUGAAUGACCUAUGCCCAGUAAGGUUUUUUCACUCCAUAACUUUAAUACUAAAACACUGUGGGGUGUGUCUGAAGCAUCUUGUGUAAGUCAUACAUUCGUCUUUGGUUCAGUUGUUGUAAUUGCAAGUUGUUUUAUUGAUAAUAGUUGAAGAAUAGUGUUUCCUUUUGUCUUUCUUUGCUUGUCUUUUUGUUUUUAGUGAGUGUUGGCCAAUCCCAUCCAUCCCAACUAUGGCCCUGCCUACGAAAAAUACACAAUACCACGCUGAACGUGCAAAAGGGGAUGGAGAACAUGCAGUUCUUCAGAAGCUGUUAGGACUUCGGCUCCCAAUAGCCCCAGUCAGCAUGGUCAAUGAUCAGGGAUGAUGGGAGUUGUAGUCUAACAACAUCCAGAAAGCUGCAGGUUCCUCAACCCUGAUGUAAAUUAAUUUGCCCUUACUCUGAACUUUACCUUACACUAUUCUCCAGUGAAUCAAAUUAAUAGGUAUGCUACAUAUUACCUGGUGGUGGUGGUUGUAACAUAAAUAUUCUUCCAAAUGUCACUGAAAAUCUGCUCCUUGUAACAUCUUGGCUACGCCCUUUGCAAUACUUGCAUACAGGGGCAGAAUUCAGUAAAGGGUUCCAAUCUCCUUCAUGUGAGUUCCUGGGGCAGCAGUUGUUUAUCCUUGACAAAAAGACCUUGAGGUGAAAAGUUGACACAAGAUGACAGGAGUCCUAGUGAACUCCUGCGAGUUCUUCAACUGUAAAAAAUUAACUUGAGAUGUCUAAGGCUAAUGGGAGAUUUAACUUGACCUUCUAUGCCACCCUGAUUCUGUGAUUAACUUUUAGCAGGAGAUUAUGCACCUGCUCACGCAAAACCAUUUACCCUCAGUCAACCUCCCUUUCCGACAGCUACUCCUGGAAUUAUCCCUUUUUCAGGAGUAAAAAUUGUUUUGACCAAAUAGGAGUCAAGAUAUAGACAAUCGUUGACAUGAAGUGUUCCUCUAGGACACUUGGAGAACAAUUCUGAAUUGCAGAUCCACUUUAAUAUUCCAAUAGCUCAGAGGUUUCCAUGAACUGAAAGUUGGAAUAUUGAAUUAAAUUAGGUUAAGUUUAUCACAGUGAAGUAAUACUGGGGGGAAAUAAAGCAAGGAAACUUUCUUAUUCAAUCAAUCAAUCAAUCAAUUCUUCAUUGUGGUCCAAAGACCCACAAAUAGAUUCCAAUAAGAUAAAAACACAUUAAAAGCACACAUACUAUUUGGACAAUGAAUAAAACUAGGCUUGUUUCAGACUUUUAUCUAAGAAAGAAAGUUGGCAAUUACAAGAGAUAAUGCUGGGUAUCUAAUCUUCUAAUAGGUACCUAACAUAGAAUUCUGCAGGUAGGAAACUUUCUUAUUGUAAUUAAGGAGCCUAACACCGAGUAAACUGGCAAAAAUGUAUAAAUCUAAAUCAAACAAGUGUUGGAAAUGUAAAGAGAAAGAAGGUUCUUUUUAUCAUAUGUGGUGGUCUUGUAAUAAGGUUAAAGCUUAUUGGGAAAUGAUAUACAAUGAAUUGAAAAGGAUGUUCAAAAUAACCUGUGUAAAAAAAACACCAGAAGCUUUUCUUUUGGGAAUUAUAGGGACAGAACUACCUAAAUUGUAUAGAAAUUUAUUUAUGUAUGCUAUGCUACUACAGCAGCAAGAAAGCUACUUGCCCCAAAGUGAAAAGAAGCAGAAGUCCCAGCAAAGGAACAAUGGAUACAAAAACUUAUGGAAUAUGCAGAAAUGGCAAAAUCAAGAUAACAAACUUUUUUUAUAAAAGAAUGGAAAUGGUUUAUUGAAUAUUUACAGUGAAAUUGCAAACAGAGAAAGAGUAUAUAUUUAAAGUAGAUAAUUAAACAAGCAAAUUAUAUGAAUUUGGACAUGCAGAAGAUAUUUAAAAAUAAAUGUAAGGAACCGCAGAAAGAGGGGAAAGAAGGUCAAACUUUGAAACGUUAUUUUUUAAAUGCUUUUUAUUAACUUUUCAUUACAACAUGCACACAUACGACACUUAAGAAACAAACUUUUAAAAAAACACAAAACAAAUGGCAAACAUUUAGCCAUAAAUCCGAAAGUCUUCCUUCCUCCUCAAAGCGGUUCUGGUUUCGUGUUUGAUAAACUGAUUCUUUCUCAUUUCAUCAUUUCUACCCUUCUCCAUAUACUAUGCUUGUAGACCAUAAUUUGUUUUGCAAAAAUUACUCAAAGCAAGUCCAGGUUUUGAUUUGGGGGCACUGUUUUUUUAAAAGUAAUUUCUGUACACUCCCCACUCUUUUUUAUUUUUUUUGUUAGACUGUUCCCUAAUUGUGUCCAUCAUUUUUGCCAAUUCAAGAUAAUCAAAUAAUCGGUCUUGCCACUCUUUUUGUGUUGGUACUGUUUCACUUUUCCAUUAUUAUUUUUUGCAAUUAAUAUUCUUGCUGCUGCUGAUGCGUAAGGGUAUAUUCUCUUAUUUUCAAUUGGGAUGUCUAAUAUGCCCAAUAAAAAGGCUUCUGGUUUCUUUAUAAAAGUUUGUUUAAAUAUUUUUCUCAACUCCUCAUAAACAGUGUCCCAGAAGCUCUUAAUUUUGUUGUCAAAUUUUCAAACGUUAAAUUGAUUGUAAAACUAGUGAAAUGUAUAAACUUGAAAUGUGUAAAUAAUUUUUUUAGAAAAAAAAAUAUUGUGAAUAAGAACGAGUUGGGCAGUUGCAUCCUAAGGAGAGGUUAAAAGUUACCUUCACAUGGCACAGGUCAUACAGCAAAGGUAAGAGAUGGAAAUUAAUGUUUGGCAGGAGGAAAAGCUAGUGAUGUUUCAUAGCUGCUACCUAAUAGCAGAUGUUAAGGUAAAGAGCAUAUUUUGGGCGGGAAAGGAUCAUCCCAAGGAAGAACUUGCACAUCUCAUUUUAAGUGAGAUGACCAAGUUUUUCCAUGUUAAAAGGUAAAGGGACCCCUGACCAUUAGGUCCAGUCAUGGCUGACUCUGGGGUUGUGGUGCUCAUCUUGUUUUAUUGGCUGAGGGAGCCAGCGUACAGCUUCUGGGUCAUGUGGCCAGCAUGACUAAGCCGCUUCUGGCGAACCAGAGCAGUGCACGGAAAUGCCUUCCCACCAGAGUGGUACCUAUUUAUCUACUUGCACUUUGAUGUGCUUUCGAACUGCUAGGUUGGCAGGAGCAGGGACCGAGCAACGGGAGCUCACCCCGUCGCGGGUGUUCGAACCACCGACCUUCUGAUCGGCAAGUCCUAGGCUCUGUGGUUACCCAGAAACAAAAGUAAAUAUGCAAAUCCCUUGUAUACCUCUGUCUUGUUGUUUUGCGGUAAUAAGCAAAGCCAGUGCUUAAUUCCUGAUGAAUACAAUGUGCUUAUAGCAAUUUCUCUGUGAGUGAAUAACAUUGCAUUGACUCUGUCCCUCUGGCUUCACAAAGAGCCAUUUCAAGAUCGCUAAACAACUACAUCUGAUGAGUGAAGUAUCCCGUUUCCUCUCUAUCCUGACUUCUUUCUCAAGCUGCCAGACUUCUCUUUAAUCAGUAGUUGAUGGGAAAAAGUGAUCGUACAAUAUAAAAAAUGUCAGCUCUGUGGGUGGUACACAAUUAUCCAGAGGAGAAAAAUCUCGUCGUGUUGUUGCUUGUUUGGUUUAGGAAAUCACCUCAGCACACACAGACUGAAGCAAUUUUUAACCAUCAAGACCUAUAGAAAUAAAUUCAAGUUGUUAGCUAUUUGAUUCCUAAAAACUCACAGUCCAGUUAAGUUAAGGAGGUGUAAGAGAAGAAGGAAAGAAAGAGAUGUGGAUGAAUGGGUCAUAGCAGCUGUUGCUUAGGACCAAUAUCUUGUGCAACAAAUUACUCUAGAAAGGCAACUUAUAUUACCUUGAAUGUGUAUGACUAAAUUCAUUCAGAUAUACCCCAUAUGCUUCUGGGCUCAGUUCCAGGAGUUCCUCUACCUAUUGGCUGGAGAGCUCGACUUUCAAAGCUAUAAAAGCUUAGCACAUAAGUGCGCACAUUAAAUCCAACAAGGUGCACCUUUUUGGAGGGGGGUCCAUGAGGGAGGGAGGUUGGCUUUAAAAAGUUGCUUUUGCUCCAAUUUCCCAAUCUAAGAUGCCAGAUGUUUUCUUUUCUUUUGUUUUUUUAUCAAUUUUUAUUAGUUUUUUAACAUACCAUUUUCAACAAUAAUUAAACAUACUUUUACAUCUUAUACAAUUUUUUGACUUCCAUCAAUCCUGUCUGAAAAUUUUCCAAUCUAAUCUCUUAGUAUACAUUUCUUACUUUCCUUAUUACAUUUAAAACUCAUAACCAAUAUCUCUAUUCUUUGUAAUGUUUCAUAUAUUUCUCCUUACAAAACCUCUUAUAGUCCUACUAGCGUAAUUUGUUGGUUACAAUUGCUCUUCAAAUAGUUCAUCUAUUUCUUCCAAUCUUCUGUAAAUCUCUGUUCCCGCAGGUUUCGAAUUCUUCCUGUCAUUUUGUCCAAUUCUGCAUAGUCCAUUAAUUUUGUCUGCCAUUCUUCUUUCGUCGGGAUUUCUUCUUGCUUCCAUUUCUGGGCCAAUGGAUGGUGCUGUUUUGAUUCAUAAUUUUACUUCUAGAGCUUACCUGCCUCGUCUUCCCCCAUUUUACUUCCCUCUGUUGGUCUUUGGGCAGGUGUUCAGAACCAGCUCUCCAUGAUGAAUCAUGGCAUAGCAGGAAUCAGCCUCUUCAUCGGACUCAAAGGUUCCAAGGAAGAACUGGGAUUUGAAGCUAAGAACUACUACAUCUACCGACACAGCGACUUCAGUGAAGCGUAAGGUGUAACUUUGCUACCGAACCAGCUAAGAGUUAGGGGAAAUUUGAAAUUUAUUUGACCACAGCGAUAUGGAGUGAACCUUCUCUCAACUUUUGGGUCAUAUGGCCGAAAUUGUAGAAGUUAUAUCCAAGAUGGCAUCACCCUUGGCUCAUCCUUCAGUAUGCAUGAAACCAGUGCUUUUUUUCUUUAAAAAAAAUGUUUAGGGGUACUCUCAUUUUCCUCAUAUUGAAAUGCUGCCCCUCAAUGAGGCCAAACUUAGAAUCACAAAAUGUUUAGGGGUAUGCGUACCUCUGCGUCCCUCCAGGAAAAAAAGCACUGCAUGAAAUCAAAAUGACCUAGGAGUUUCCUAAUGAGGAAAUGAACAUUUGGGGACUUUUUAUUUGAGGGGGGGGCAAAGGAAUAAAGUGACCCAAGGAGGGGUAGGUAGUGAGAGAAGUCUGUCAGUGGACUAAUAAUAAUAAUAAUAAUAAUAAUAAUAAUAAUAAAUUUUAUUUAUACCCCGCCCUCCCUGGCCAGAGCCGGGCUCAGGGCGGCUAACACCAAUAAAAUCACAGUAAAAACAUAAUAAGGGGGAAAGCGAGGGAGGGGAAACCCAAUUUAAAAUACAGGUUAAAAUGCAAUUUAAAACGUAGCCCCAUUUUAAAAAUAGCCGAUAAAUCAAGACCAUAAGGGGAGGGAAAACAUAAGGGUCAGACCAAGUCCAAUGCAAAGGCCAGGCGGAACAGCUCUGUCCGUCACCCAGUUGAACCGAUUAGCAGGAGACAAAAGAAAAUGCUUCUUCAUUUAUUGGAUAGCUAAACUAUGGAAUUAAUCAGGCAACAAUGUGGUGGUGUGGCCGCUAACUUUUUAGAAGGUCGUUUUUUCUGAUAGAUCUUUUUCAAUAACCUCUAAGUGGCUUUUGGCUGUUGCAGCUAAAGGGAGCCGCCAUCUUCAGAGGUAUUAUAGCAGUGAAUACCAGUUGCUUGAGGGCAACAGCAAGUGAGAUCUGUUGCCUUCAUGCCUUGCUGGUUGGUUUUUGGGAGGUAUCUGACUGCCACCAUGGGAAACAGAAAGCAGGACUAGAGGGACUUUUAAAAAAAAUCUAGGAAGGGUCUUCUCAUCUCUGAUUUUCCACCCCCACACACUGCUGGCUAACAUAGGUUUUGCAAAAUUAUAUGAAUUUAAGGUUAAAGUACUGAGAGCCUUAAAUCUUCUAGGACAGACAUCCCCAAACUCUGCCCUCCAGAUGUUUUGGAACUACAAUUCCCAUCAUCCCUGACCACUGGUCCUGUUAGCUAGGGAUGAGGGGAGUUGUAGUCCCAAAACAUCUGGAGGGCCAAGUUUGGGGAUGCCUGUUCUAGGAGGUAAUAAUAUAAAAUAAAUAGCAUGAUUAUAAAUGAUAAUAGCACUAAAAUUAAUGAUACAAUAUCAAGUUUCAGUUUCCAAAUAAUAAUACUAGAAUUGCCGAAUCACGCUAAACAGAUAGCCAAAUCUUAUGAAGUGUCUCAUUCCCAGAAUUUAUAAACCAGGGCCAUUUUUCUACAAACUUGCUUGUUUGUACCCUAUCUCGACUUCUUGGGGAGGAGGUAAUGUCAGUUUAACUGGCUCACUUUCCAUAUCAUGACAAAUCAUAGCUAGUUGUUUGUUUGCCAUUAAUGUGGAGAUCCAUCAUGCUUCGCUCCUUCCCUCAGACCAGCAGGAUUGGUCAGCCAAGAACAGACUUGGCAUUAUGGUUUGCCAUCAUUUGUGAAAGCUGCCUUUGAGAGUGUUAUUUUAUUUGUUCAUAUAUACAACUCAUAACUGUAUACAAAUGCAAAUUAGAUACUUGCCAGUAGUUGAUCAAUAACGUUCACUUAGCAGCCAAAUUUUAGCUCCCUUGGCUACUCUGUCCAUAGCUCCUUGUCUUUGUUCUUGUCUGUAGAAAAAGCACCUGAAAUGAUCUUGUACAAUGGCUUUAUGGAGUGGGCCUUUAUGGAGAUGCAAAACUAAACUCUGGCACUCUAAAUUCUAAUUCUCUUGACUGUAUUUGGAUUGGUUGGAUCUGAACUGAAUUUUCAAAACUUUCUCCCGGUUCAACACAUUUUUAAUUUAUUUUUAACUGGCUGUGAAAAUGGUAUAUCUGAAUUGGUAAGCAGAAGUGCUCUGACAUGUUUCCUCCUGGAGCCUGGUACAGUUUCGUUUUUUCUAUGCUUACACUCCAAAGGAAUGUAGCUUUCAUCGCAGCACAGCAUGCUUUUUCCCAAAGGCAUUCUGAGAGAUCUGCAUUGGCUCCCAGUACGUUUCCGAGCACAAUUCCAAGUGUUGGUGCUGACCUUUAAAGCCCUAACCGGCCUCGGUCCUGUAUACCUGAAGGAGCGUCUCCACCCCCAUCAUUCAGCCCGGACACUGAGAUCCAGCGCUGAUGGCCUUCUGGCGGUUCCCUCAUUGCGAGAAGUGAGGUUACAGGGAACCAGGCAGAGGGCCUUCUCGGUAGUGGCGCCCACCCUGUGGAACGCCCUCCCUUCAGAUGUGAAAGAAAUAAGCAGCUAUCCUAUCUUUAAAAGACACCUGAAGGCAGCCCUGUUCAGGGAAGUUUUUAAUAUUUAAUGCUGUACUGUUUUUUAACACUUGAUUGGGAGCUGCCCAGAGUGGCUGGGGAAACUCAGCCAGGUGGGCGGGGUAUAAAUAAAUUAUUAUUAUUAUUAUUAUUAUUAUUAUUAUUAUUAUUCAACAGUGUACACUGCCCCCACCCGGCUUUCCCUUGUGGGAGACUGGAGAGAAGGCUUAAAAAUUUAGGCCAGCCAAAAAGUUAUAAGCCGCAGAAAUUGUAGACACUUUCAACUCUCUCAAGCUUUUCCCUGUCUCCAGCAUUAAUAGUAUAGUUUGAUAAUUUGUACACAUUAUGAAGUCAAAGUUCAGAGUAAGUCUUCUUUCUUGAUAGGUUCGUUCGUUACUUUAAUUGUUCGAGAGAAACCGCUCCAGAGAAUAUCCCCUUGCUAUACAUUGGUUCUCCAUCGGCUAAGGACCCCCUCUGGGAGAAGAGAUACCCAGGUAUGGGUGUUGUUUGAACCAGCAAUGCAACAUCGUGUUUCUUAAGGGGUGGGAGGAAAUGGAGAAGAGCCAGCAGGGGGCGCUUUGUAGCCCAGAGUUGGGCAACCUGUGGCCCUAAAUCUAUGUGCAAAUCUUAGCCUGGAAUUCUGGAAUAGCCUGGAAUGAAAGGAGGAGGGAAGGAAAAGAGAGAAAGGGUCCCCACCUGCUUUGGCUUGUGGUCCUGCCCACCACUUGGUUAAGAACUCACCCACUGCCCCCAAUAGAUGAUCCCCAGUGGGGGGGGGGAGUUCUCUUCCCUUGACACCCUACCACUACCCCGAACUACCAUAGAUGACAGAAUCUUGGAAACCCAGAGAGCAAUCUAAAGGAUAGUGAAUCUUAGGAUCCAGAUUCAUGCUGGGCCCAUGACUCACUUUGUUAAAGGGUUUGGAUUUGAUGUAGGGUGAUGGGCUUGAGACGUGAUCAUGAAUGGGCUGGUAUAGCAGAUCAGGGAAACAAGAUGUCAUCGUCACAGAGGCCAGAUACCAGACUGAACAGUUGGGCCACUGAGUGAGGACAAUACAGUUUGUUCAGAUAGCCAAACCAGACUAGGAGGAAGAACUUUAUAUGCCUCUCCAUUGGGCUGCAACGUCAGAUAGCCAAUUUCAGGCCAGCUGACAGUAUUCAGGUCAAUACAGCUUGGGUCGCUGGCCAAAGGCCCUAGAGUGCUGAUGGUUGUAUGAGAUGAGGUGUCAUAGAAUGCCCAGGUUUGUGAAACGUGCGCCCUCGACACCUGACAAAUCUUCUGCAAUAAUCUGGGGUGGUAAGAUGUCCCUUUGUGGCAACCACAUCACUAAUGAAACGCUUUGUGCCCUUUUCAUUAUAGGCAAGUCCACUCUAAUUGUCCUGGCAGUUGCAAAAUAUGAAUGGUUUGAGGAAUGGAAGGAGGAAAAGGUUACUAAGAGGGGAGCGGAGUAUGAGGCCUUCAAAAACUGUUUUGUGGACAACAUAAUGGAAACGGUUCUGAAAUUUUACCCUCAAAUAAAAGAUAAGGUAAGGGCACUCCUUGUCUUGCACCAUCAGUUGUGCAAACAGCAGCAAAGAAGGAGCUUUUCAGCUCUCUUUAAAUAAUUUCUAGCAUGGUGUUUUAAAAAUUUUUUGCACAUAAAGUCCUGGAUUUGGCAUAGCCUAAGGAUAGUGCUGCUCCCAUCCUUUUGAGGUCAGCUGAGGUUAGAGACAUUACUGAUAGCUUAUUCAGCAAGCUCAUAAGAUCAGCUAGGGCUCAGGAUGAGUGUCUCUGUCCUUUUGUUAGUCUCUUGGAAGCAAGGCCUGCCUUCUACUAUUCAUUAUACUUUCUGUCUAUCUGUUGCUUUCGCUCUCUCUGUUUCCAUUUCCCUUCUUAAUUUAAAGCCCCAGGGUUUCUUAAGGAGAUGGUACAGUUCCCGAGAUGUUCUGGCCCCAAAGUGUGAACAGUUUGGGACCAGAACAUCUCGACCAAGUUUAAAAUACUGUAGCAGCAAGAAGAUUGCAAAAGUCAAGAUGGACUUGGAGCAAAACGUUGCAGUGUGGAAAGUUCCCAUUCAGAGCACCAGCCAGCCAUGCUGGUUUUGAUGAUAUUCUUUAUUUUAUUCCACUUAACCCCUUCCCAACAGACAGGCAGCCAUCCCACUGAGCAUACUCCCUGUCUUCCCUGUGCUAUCCUUAAACCCUUUUAAAGGUUUCCCCUGAUCCUACUGAAUAAAUAACAAGGAACCAUUUUGGUCUGUCUCUUUCUCUGAACAGAUUGAGUAUGUCUCUGCAGGAACUCCUCUCACCAAUAAACACUACAUAGCUUCUGUCCAAGGAGAGAUGUAUGGUGCAGAGCACAGCAUCUCCCGCCUGCAGGUGGAAGUCAUGGCCACAAUACGCCCUCAGACCCCUGUCCCAAACCUCUACCUCACAGGUAAAUGCUACUUCCUUACCACAACCCCUUAUUUAACUUCUUUAGCCUGUCCCAUCCCGAGUGCAUAGAAUAGAUGGUGUUUCUGCACUAGUCUUGACUUUGGAAAAUAAGGGUUGUCUACUCAGAGUAGGCCCAUUGAUGGGCAGGGUUAACCUAGGCUCAUUAAUGGCCACUCACCGGGUCCUGACAGUGGGCGACAUUUGUGGCCUGGCACACAGCCCCGCCAUCUUGGAGCCAUGACGGAGAGCUGUGCUGUUGCUCCAUCCCCUGGGCUUGCCGCAGGGGCUUCUGGGUUCCCACCAAACCCAGGUGCUUUAAAUCGGCCGAUCCGCGGCGGGCCAGUGGGGGAGCUAGAGGUGCGGACCGGGCGAGCACAGACUUCGCCCCAGUCUGCUCCUUAGGCAGGCCUGACAGAGUACACCUGACUGGCUGGGGAAUUAACAUUGGUUGUGGGCUGUGAAGCAGGGCCUUCAGGAUUGGUUGGCGGCCAUCUGAUUUUGUGGUUUCAGUUGUAGGUAGUCUUGGUGGUGAGAUCACAAGUUCGAUGUCUUGGGUGGUGGUUUUAGACCUUGGGCAGAAUCCUUUAGUCCAUCAUCCAAUAAUAAAUGGGGUGUUGUGGUGAUGCACCCCUCCUGUGGCAGUGAUAACAGGGUCCCCAUUAAAGGGGAUAGUGAGGGGAGUCUAUGGCCAUGGGUGUUAGGUCACAGAACUCCCAUCAGCAACUUGGAAUGGGGGCCAGCUGUGUAAACACACAUUUCGCAGUGUCGCCAUGACUAACCCUGUCUUGCCUCAGACCCCCACCAGAGGGCUGAGAGGGAUACACGCCCAAUGCCUAAGCCAAGAUUUUCCUACAUCUGAAAUUAAUAAAAGUAGUGUCCAUUUUAAUCCCAAUUAUGUGUCAUGUGUUUUCAUUGAUGUGUGGUCUGGCUCCCGGGAGAGGGGGAGGUCUACUCUAAUUGGAGCUUAGGAACAAAAACUACAUUGGGGGCAUUCACUUCCUCCAGCCUUUUUGCCCUAGAGGUGCAGAUGAGUGAAUGAACUGGGAAAGGAAGAAUGGGAAUUAACCCAAGCAGAUAUUGUUGACCUUUUCCCCUAAGCCACACCCACUUGCUCCACACAUGAUAUGAUGUGAAUGAGGGAAGGACCAAGUAAAGAUGCAACUGCAAAGGAACUACUGGGAGCCUUAAAGUGCCUGCGGGAUUUGUUUUGCUCAGGAGCUGCCAGUCAGAAAUAUUGAGUUCAGCCAAACCCUGGUGCAGAGAGGGGCUUGCAGUAGGGGCUGAACUUAAUUUCUCUAAAUGUGAAUCACCUGGUACCUGGUGCCUGACCUACCUAUCAAAGUGGCCCUCAUAGAGUGGGAAAGCUAUGGAUGCAGCCACCAGGCUUGAUCCAAUUCCCCCACCCCUGAUCUAUAAUGUACCCAAAGCCAUUGCUUCUUUGUAGAAACAGUGUAUGCUUGCUUCACAGUGUCCUUGCUUCACAGCAAAAGUACUUUGGUGAGUUUAAAGCAAGUAGCUUUCCUCUAUGAUUGCAGAUGUAGCGAUGCCAUCUGUAUACAGUGGUACCUCUGGUUGCGAACGGGAUCCGUUCUGGAGAUCCGGCUGCAUCCCAAGGAAUUCACAACCGGAGGUGCCGCUUCUGCGCAUGCACGUGGCGCGUAGAAUGCUUCUGCACAUGCGUGCGGGGCGAAACCCAGAAAAAUACUUCCGGGUUUGCUGUGUUCGCAUCCUGAAAGAUAUUGAUACAGGCUAGUACCAUUGACACCUGUGCCACCUAGUUUAGAGGUUAAGCCAACUUUGUUUUCUUAGAUUCAGACUGUCAAUAUCUCAUACUUACAGUGCAGGGGACCUUGAGAGUUACAGCUUUAUAACUUUAUCUAAUGCAUUGAUUACUCUCCACCCCCCAUGAGUACAAUUUUUAAAACCCCUCUUGUAAAGUUUGAAGACGCUUUCAGUCUGGAGGGACAAUUUCACCCUAGUCCCUGGAAUAGCAGGCAGCCACCCCCAAAGGUUAGAUCUUGUUCUAACAUUAAACUCGAUUAGAAAAAUAGAAUGAACUAGGUCUUGGGGUGUCUGGGUUUCUUUUUAAAGAUGCCUGAUCUUUCUGUGUGUCCCUUUCUUAGCUUUUCCUACCGGCUACACAGGUGCCUUAAGGGGUUUCUGCAAGUGACCUUCUGCAUAAUAUAACUCAGCAGCACUUUGGAGUACUGAGGUGCUCUCCCAAACAUCAUUCCUGGCUAUUGACAAGAGGGGUGGUGAUGAGGAGAAAGACAGACAAGAGUAAAGACUGAUAAGAGGCAAUUACAGUGGUACGUCUGGAUACGAAUGGGAUCCGUUCUGGAGCCCCGUUCACAUCCUGAAGCAAACGUAACACGCAACUGCACGUCUGCGUGUGUCACGUUUCACUGCUUCCGCGCAUGCGUGUGAUGUCCAUUUGAGCGUCUGCGCAUGCACGAGCGGUGAAACCCGGAAGUAACGCUCUCCGUUACUUCUGGGUCACCGCGGAACGCAACCCAAAAAUACUUAACUUGAAGCUACUUUAACCCGAGGUAUGACUGUGUGCCCAUGCUCUCUGUCCGUAGAGCAUGAGACUCUUAAUCUCAGGGUUGUGGGUUAGAGCCCCACGUUGGGCAAAAGAUUCCUGCAUUGCAGGGGGUUGGACUAGAUCACCCUCAUGGUCCCUUCCAACUCUACAAUUCUAUGACUCCUCCUUGUCUUUUGUUUUUCCCUGCCAGGUCAGGAUGUCUUUGUUGGUGGCUUUCCAGGAGCACUUCAUGGAGCCAUUGUCUGCGCUUCUGCUGUCCUGAAGCGUAAUCUCUACAUUGACAUCAUGUGGUUAUACGGAAAAAUCAAAGCCAACAGUGCCAUGAAGAAAAACUGA
Molecule: messenger RNA, 30879 nt
Organism: Podarcis lilfordi (Lilford's wall lizard)
Lineage: Eukaryota; Metazoa; Chordata; Lepidosauria; Squamata; Lacertidae
Source: the annotation of a GenBank genome assembly